This is a messenger RNA of Pimephales promelas (fathead minnow), 4376 nucleotides long. RefSeq names its product CXADR like cell adhesion molecule a (gene clmpa). The record is from RefSeq and is a predicted model, not a curated record. Gene Ontology annotation, cellular component: membrane; cytoplasmic microtubule; cell surface. NCBI's taxonomy places the organism in Eukaryota, Metazoa, Chordata, Actinopteri, Cypriniformes, Leuciscidae.
CCCACCUCCACCCCAUCGCCUCUCUUUCAGUUUCACCUACUCUUACCAGGGGAGAGUGCUCUGGGUUCGGGCAGAAUCACGAGCUUGGAUCCCUCCACCCGGACAGCGCGCCAACAGCAGAAAGACCCUUAUCAGCCGCCAUCUGCCUGCCUGCAUGUGUCCCAUCAGGAAGUCUGCAAAGGAGAGUGUUCUGCUUUAACUGCAGAGGUCUCCACAUCCCCUCACACACCUUUCCCAGCCGGUGGCUGCUUCCCACAGAGAGCAGGAGGCGGAGGAGGAGAGCAGCGAGAUCGUAGAUACGCAUCAUCCUAGUUGAAGUCAAUGAGAACUUCUCUUCGGAGGAAACGGAGCUUCAGGACGUCUGGAGAUCUCAGAGAUGCGUUUGAUGGUCUCAGCCGGUGAUUUCGCUCCGUUCAUGUUCGGAACAAAACUGAGAGACCAUUUCAAUGACUCAAUGUGCUCGUUUUGAGGAGCGAAGGAGCCGUUUGUGCGGGAUUUUCAGUCCGGAGACGUGAUGUCAGCCAGCGCGCGCGCCCUGCUCUUCGUACUGCUGAGUGUGCUGCGGGCGAACGGCCAGACGGAGAUGAAGAGAGUGGUCGGGGACAAUGCCACGCUGCCCUGCCACCAUCAGCUGUGGCAAGCUGACAUCAGCCUGCUGGACAUCGAAUGGAUGCUGCAUAAAUCCAGCUCACGGCAGACAGUGCUGAUCACCUACUCCGGGGGUCGCGUCUACGACCCCAACGACGGCGAAGCUGGACGGCUGUCCCUAUCGGGCGACUAUCUGAAGGGGGACGCGUCACUCAUGAUCAGUGACCUCUCGCUCGCCGACUCCGGAGAGUACAUCUGCAAGGUCAAGAACGGCGGGAAGUACCACUGGAACACAGUCAAGCUCAUCGUGCUGCUGAAGCCGUCCAAACCCCGCUGCUGGAUGGAGGGCCGUCUGCUGGAAGGAAGUGAUGUCAGACUGAGCUGCAAGUCCACAGAUGGUUCUGACCCAAUCAGCUACAAAUGGGAGAGAGUUCUGGACAAGGGGAAAUAUGUUGGCAAACUCCCUCCUCUGGCGCUCAUCGAUCUGAAGAACCCUGAGAUUGUUACGCUGAAAAAUCUGACGAAGGAAAGUGCAGGAGUCUAUAAAUGCACCGCCAGCAAUGAUGUGGGAGAAGAAAACUGCACUUUAGAGGUCAAAGUUCACUACGUGCGUGGAAUGGGCGUGGUCGCGGGUGCCGUGGUGGGCGUGUCCUUCGGCGUUCUGCUCAUCAUCCUCAUCGUCUGGCUUGUUUUCCGCAAGAAAGAGAAGAAGAAGUAUGAGGAGGAGGAAGCGCCCAAUGAAAUAAGGGAAGAUGCAGAAGCUCCCAAAGCCAAACUGGUGAAGCCGAACUCUCUGUCGUCCUCUCGCUCUGGUAGCUCUCGCUCCGGAGCCUCCUCCACCCAGUCGAUGGUGCACAACAGCGCCCCCCGUGGGCCCAGGCCUCGACUGCCCGUGGUGGCCGCCCUUAAAGAAAGCGGGCAGCCCGAAAACUUCCCUUCAGUCCCACCGCCGUACAACCACACGGCCCCCAAACCCCCGGAGCCCAGCGGCAGCCCCAAACCCAGCCCGGCCAACCUGGCGAGGAUGGGCGCCACACCGGUGAUGAUCCCCGCGCAAACCAAGGCUUUCCAGACUGUGUAGGAAUACAAAACACACACACACACACACACACACACACACACACACAGCAAGUCCCACAUCUGCUAUCAGGAACAUUCCCAAAGGAUUUCCCAUUCCCUGCCGAAACCCAGGCGGUCCGGCCUUUCAUUCAACAUUGGAAAAGAAAUGCUUUAGUUGUUUUAUGUGCACACUGAAGUGGAAGGAAACCCUCGUGGAGUGUGUGUGUGUGUGUGUGUGUGUUUAAAGGGUUUAGAGAUGUGAGGACUGUGCCUUGUGUUGUUCUGGCGGUUUGAGCAAACAAAAGAGGCAGAUAUGAGCAGAGAUUCGGCUCGGCCUUCACCCAGACUGACGGCCUGUCCACCUGAACACACACUUCCUGUCCUCGCUGGGUUUGGACUGACAGCUACACACCUGGAGGAGGAAUUCACCGAAGCGGACCUGCUCGUCCGCCCCAUCGAGGAUCCUCAUCUGCCACUCAUUUCCUCGGCCAAUCAGCAUUUGCCAGGCAGCCCAGCUGGGAUCGCAGCCAAUGGCAGGACACCCGCUGGGCGCCAGACGCUCUGAUUGGCCCAGAAGAGGAGAGAUCAACACACCGUGACAUAAACAAUGACAGUAAAUUGGUUUGUUCCUCAUUAGAGCUAUAAAUAUUCCAUAUGAAUAGCAGUAUUCCGUAUUUAAUAGGUAUUUAUAGGAAUUCCAUAUAUAUUUCAGUUAAAGUAUCUAACGGCAUUCGUAACGUGUGUGUGCACAAUCCCUUUAAAUCAUUUACUCACACUCUUCAGGAUAACGAGUACAGUAUCGUCAGUAAUGAGGUUGAUUGGCUUCGGCUCCUGGUAUAUAAUUGAAAUCAGAUGUCUGGUCGGCGUGAUGAUGUGGGUCAGGCUUAUUCAGCGCUGUUUGUUUAGGACUGAAAUGUGUAACGGAUUACGAUGAAACCGUCCGAGCGGGCCCACACACACACUCACACACUCACACACACACACCUGCCCGCGUGGAAACACUAGUUCUACACAGAUUUCCAACGGCUGGUCAAAGCUCUACAUUAGUGGUUAUCAACCUUUUGGACUCGAAGGUCCACCGUUAUCCUACUAAAUUUAAAGACAUUUCUGCUGAAAUUUAUGUUUUGAAAUGUUUUUUUGACAUAAACUGGAUUUUGACAUUUCAAAUUUGCAUUACGAUCCAUCACAAUAGUUAUUUAAAGGGAAAAAGUUCUAUUUCAGUGUGUGUGUGUUUAGGAUUUUAAUUAAAGAUAUAUGUUACGUUUUUAAAAGCAUCUUUUGGAGGUUUGCUGAGGCCACUGAUCUACCGUUAAUACUUGUAUUUUUUAUAUAUAUUAAAUAUUACGGCUGAUUUUCUAAUGCUUUCCAUCUACCAAUAAGAAUGUAGUGCUUUCUGCUCAGUUUCAGACAUUUGAUCACGUUUAAAUAGUUUUCUUUAAGGAAUGUGAUGGGAAAGUCUGCAGAGUCUGAAUGUUGUAUCGCUGGCUGUUUUGGGCUUUUUUCCUCUUUUCAACCAUUUAUUUUUAAGAUUAAUUGGAUUAUUUGCUAUUUUAGCAAAAGACACAGCAUUGUAACUGCAGUAGGUUAGAAUCGUUCAUUUAUAUAUAUAUAUAUAUAUAUAUAUAUAUAUAUAUCACAUUUGUAUCCUAGGUUACUCUAAUGCCGUUGAAAAUAUAUUUUCUCUGUUAUUCAGAUGUUUUCCCGUCUAAUAUUUCAAUGUUUGUUGGAUUCUCGUGCUCACAGAGGCAUUCGACCCAGAACCAGAAAUGUGCUUUUUGAGUUGCCAUUAGUCAACAGCAGGAGGCCAUAACAUGAAUUCGUCCCCUCUAGUUUUUUACGUCUUCGGAAACGAAUUAGACGGACGAACAAGAUGUCAGAAAAUAUUGAAAGUGACAGGUCACCCUUAAGGAGCACAAUGUCUUCUUGCUGGAUAAUCACGCAUUGAACAAGACGUAGAUGUCAAUGCUCUGAGAGGAAAAGGAACCAAAGGCUGACCUUAUUUAUCUCAACCCAAUCCUUCACAGCUCUUCUUCAGGCCGAUGCAAAAGCACUCCGAAUGUGCACCAGCUCCAUUGAUUUAGCUUCAACCAACGUCGAUUCCCCGGCUUUGACGUCUCUCUCCCCGCACGGGGACGUGAGGAAAUAAAGUAAUGUUAGUCCGAGUGCUCCCUCCUCGUAACCCGUGUUCCUGUCUGCUGUUGAUAUGUGCAUGGCUCAGUCGAGUGUGUGUUGGGUCGUCACGGCUGAGAUGUUACACACCUGCAUACGAUUGCUUGAGAGAAUGUGCAUCUAAACACGACUGGCGACGGACCUGCAUGACAACGAUAGCUAGAGAAAGGCAAGUAUUUUGGCUCAGUGCUAAUAUCAGUACAUUAUAUAGCCUACUAAGAAUCGCAUUAUAAAAAAGGAUUUUGGUUAACUAAUGUAAAUACUUUUUGUAUUUAUACGCCAACUUUUAUUUAACCCAAUACACAUGGAAUGAACUGGUUCUUGUGGAUGAUUUGCACUUGUACAGUAGUGUGCUUUGGUGCUUUGACUGCAUGAGUAAGGAAACCAUGAGCCAUUUCCCUCUGUCGUUCACAAUUAUUAGUAUUUUUAAACAUUACUGGCUAUUGAUUGAUUGGACAAAUUACCUUGUACAUAUUUCCUUUCAUUUCAAAUGUAUAUUUGUACAGUAUCUUCCUUUGGUUUGUAAUAAAGCAUUAAAUGACAAGCCAAUUAAAACAGUG